AUGGAUGGUACGGCAUUGUCAGACAUUUUAUCGGAGGAGGCACGCCAGAAGAUCGCCAGCUCAGGACUCCGUAACGGCCACAGUUCCCUCAACUACCGACCGCGCUCGCCACUCCACGCCGAGACGGAAGACAGUCGUCAGAGCUCGGGAGCCUCUGCUGCCGCGCCGAGCGCAAGAGGCCAAGGAGGGAUGAAUAACUACAACGGGAAGAUCCUGACGAGGGGCUCCAGCCAAGCGCGGAGCCGGUUCGUAAAGAAGAACGGGCAAUGCAACGUUCUGCUCACCGACAUGGACGAGAAGAGGCGGCGCUACCUCGCCGACAUCUUCACCACCUGCGUGGACAUCCGCUGGAGAUACCUGCUGCUUAUAUUCUGCGGCAGCUUUCUGGUCUCGUGGCUUUUCUUCGGCGUCAUCUUCUUCGGCGUCUCCCUGGUGCACGGGGACUUUGAGGAGCAACCGACGGUGAAGGGCGGCGGGGCGGCGGCGGGGCUGCACGGGCUCGACUCCGGCCACUCGUCUGGAGGGCCCACGCAAAGGAUGCCCUGCAUACUCCACGUCCACGGCUUCGUCGGGGCGCUCCUCUUCUCCAUGGAGACCCAGACCACCAUUGGUUACGGCUGGCGCUGCGUUACCGAGGAGUGUCCCGUCACGGUGAUGACGGUGGCGGUCCAGUCCAUUGCGGGCUGCAUCAUCGACUCUUUCAUGAUUGGCACCAUCAUGGCCAAGAUGGCGCGGCCAAAGAAGAGGAACCAGACACUCGUGUUCUCCAAGAACGCCGUCAUCGCCCUGCGCGACGGCAAGCUGUGCCUCAUGUGGAGGGUCGGCAACUUGCGGAAGAGCCACAUCGUGGAGGCUCACGUCCGCGCCCAGCUCAUACGCUCAUACGUCACGGCGGAGGGAGAGUUCAUCCCCUUGGAGCAGAUGGACCUCAACGUGGGCUACGACGAGGGCACGGACAGAUUGUUUCUCGUAUCCCCGCUGGUCAUAAUCCACGAGAUAGACAAAGACAGCCCCUUGUACACUUUAAGCCGAGCCGAUCUGGAGGCGGAUGACUUUGAGAUUGUCGUGAUCUUGGAGGGGAUGGUGGAGGCCACGGCCAUGACCACCCAGUGCCGUAGCUCCUACAUUGCCAGAGAGGUCUUCUGGGGCCACAGGUUUGAGCCGGUGACCUAUGAGGACCAGGACCGCUACAAGAUAGACUACGCUCGCUUCCACAAGACCUACGAGGUGCCCUCAACGCCCCACGUCAGCGCUAGAGAGCUCGAAGAGGUCGCCAGCCGGGCCUCCUCCGCCGCUUCCGCCGUCCCGGCCUACAGAUCCACCCGAGACUUGAUUCCCAGAUCGCUGAGCGCCUUCUGUUACGAGAACGAGGUGGCGCUGAGCUGCGGGGAGGACGAGGAUGACAUCUUCGACGCCCAGGUCGUGGGGAAGGAGAGGGCAGAAGAGAGGAGGACUUCAGCGGCUGUAGACUUCCAAAACAUGUUCCAGGACACAGCGACCACGACAUCAGGCAGUCACAGCGUCAUGUGUGUGCUGGACAUGGACAACAACCAGAUGGAGUUUGACAUCCUCCAGACUGCCAUCCCUCUUGAUCCAGUGUCUUACAAGAGUGAGCAAGACAUUUAGAGAUGGUUUUGAUUCCACACGCAAAUCCUUUCGACUUCUUCGACAGUCCGUUGGACCUGAGUAGGGUAUGAUUGGUCCAGAAAUGAAAACCCCCCUUUGCCUUGUCUGUAUUGUUUUACAUUUAUAUUUGUUUGGUUUUUCCUCUCAAUGAGAUUAGAAAUCAAGAAACGGAGCACACAAUCCCGACAUAACUUUUGUCCCAUGUUGAAGAGCCAUCUGCAGGAGGACAAAGGAUCUCAGGCUUUUAUAAGAUUUCAUAAACAAAGGAAAGCACAAUGGCAGUAUGAGAAACUUUAGUCGUGUUUUGGUCUGUUUGUAUAUUUGUAUAUUUAAAGAAACUACUUUAUUACUACUUUUUUUUGUUGAUAUAUUGGAUGUAUUUUAUUAAAGCAAAUAGCAGUCA
Pseudoliparis swirei is the source of this 2029-nucleotide messenger RNA. RefSeq names its product potassium inwardly rectifying channel subfamily J member 4 (gene kcnj4). The record is from RefSeq and is a predicted model, not a curated record. Gene Ontology annotation, molecular function: inward rectifier potassium channel activity. Gene Ontology annotation, cellular component: plasma membrane. Lineage: Eukaryota; Metazoa; Chordata; Actinopteri; Perciformes; Liparidae. The transcript is spliced from 2 exons. The coding region runs from base 1 to 1626 and encodes 541 amino acids. Gene Ontology annotation, biological process: potassium ion import across plasma membrane; regulation of monoatomic ion transmembrane transport.